Messenger RNA from Durio zibethinus, 3773 nucleotides. Its product is annotated as putative ATP-dependent DNA helicase CHR12. NCBI's taxonomy places the organism in Eukaryota, Viridiplantae, Streptophyta, Magnoliopsida, Malvales, Malvaceae. The record is from RefSeq and is a predicted model, not a curated record. Gene Ontology annotation, molecular function: histone binding; ATP binding.
UCCUUCCCCCUUAUGUAAACGAGAAAGAAAACGGCCGAACCAACAAGAGGAGAGAGGAGAGGGCUUUCGACAAAGAGAAAGAAAAGAAAUAAAAGGAAAAGUGUUUUGGUUAUCUCCUUUACUAACAAAAACAAGAGAUAAAAAUUUUUCGUUUCUUUUAUUUUUUGCCUUUCAAAAUAAAAACCCCCCCCUCUCUCGUUUUUAAAUUAUUAAAAAAAAGAAAAAGAAAAAUUAACCGUUGUGCAAAAAAUUGAUUCCCGCCAUGGGGGCUCAGCUAGAGCACCAACAGCAGCAGGAGGAACCUUGUUUAGACAAUUUGCAGAAGGCAAAGUCUUUGAUCUGUGCCCUUAACUUUGUCUCCAGAAACCUCCCUCUCCCUCCUGACUUAUUCGACGUCGUUUCCUCUAUUUGUUUUGAUGAACAAGAGGGGCUUCCAGAGGCCCUUCAUGAUGGGACCCAUGUUCAGGCUGGAUCUGAUCCCGCUGGAGCUUCCCGGACGAGUUCGGAUGAUCCUUCUAAUUCUAAGAAGGAUGAUUUAUUGCUUGAACUUGAUGAUGCCCUAUCACAACAACGCUCAAAAUGCAUGUCUGGCUUUGGCUUAGCAGAAUCAAAGGAAAAUAGUUACCAGAGCCACAUUCGUCAUCGGUUGAAUGAGCUUGAAGAUUUGCCUUCGAGCAGAGGGGAGGACCUGCAGACAAAGUGCUUACUUGAACUCUAUGGACUAAAGCUAGGAGAGUUACAAAGCAAGAUACGUUCUUAUAUAAGUUCUGAGUAUUGGCUUCAUGUCAACUGUUCAUUUCCUGACAAGCAAUUGUUUGACUGGGGCAUGACACGAUUACCUUUUCCUUCAUAUGGCAUUUUCGUUCCAUUCACUACAGAAGCUGAUGAUCAAGCAAGAAAGAAACGGGAUAAUGAGAGGCUAUCACGAUUGAGAGAGGAGGAAAGGAACCAUUUGGAGAAUAGAAAGAAGAAAUUUUUUUCAGAAAUAGUUAACGCAUUCCGUGACUUCCAAUUACAAAUUCAAGCUACUCUAAAGCGUCGAAAACAAAGGAAUGAUGGUGUUCAGGCUUGGCAUGGAAGGCAAAGACAACGUGCUACAAGAGCAGAGAAAUUGAGGUUCCAGGCCCUCAAGGCUGAUGAUCAAGAAGCAUAUAUGAGAAUGGUAAAGGAGAGCAAGAAUGAACGAUUAACUAUGCUUCUUUCUGAAACAAAUAAGCUCCUUGUUAAUUUAGGAGCUGCUGUUCAACGGCAGAAAGAUGCUAAACAUUCAGAUGGUAUUGAAGAUUUGAAAGAUUUAGAUUCUGAUUCACCUGAGUUGGAUGCUUCAAAGGAUGGAACUCCUCGAGAUUCACCUCCUGAAGAAGAUAUAGAUGCGACUGAUUCAGAUCAGAAUGAUGAAUCUGGUGAUCUACUUGAAGGUCAGCGGCAGUACAACUCUGCUAUUCACUCGAUUCAAGAGAAGGUAACGGAGCAACCAUCCAUGCUUCAAGGUGGAGAGUUAAGAUCAUACCAGUUAGAAGGGCUUCAAUGGAUGCUUUCUUUGUUUAACAACAACCUUAAUGGAAUUUUAGCUGAUGAGAUGGGGUUGGGAAAAACAAUACAGACUAUUUCCUUAAUUGCAUAUCUCAUGGAAUACAAAGGGGUGACUGGGCCCCACUUGAUAGUGGCUCCAAAAGCUGUACUACCAAAUUGGAUCCAUGAAUUCUCUACCUGGGCUCCUAGCAUUUAUGCAGUCCUGUAUGAUGGUCGUUUGGAUGAGAGGAAGGCGAUGAGGGAAGAAAUAUCAAGAGAUGGAAAAUUUAAUGUGUUGAUCACACAUUAUGAUCUUAUUAUGAGAGAUAAAGCAUUCUUGAAGAAGAUACACUGGUACUACAUGAUUGUCGAUGAAGGGCAUCGGUUAAAGAAUCAUGAGUGUGCUCUUGCACGGACCCUCAUCUCAGGCUAUCAGAUCCAGCGUAGACUUCUCUUAACUGGGACUCCAAUACAAAAUAGUUUACAAGAAUUGUGGUCCCUCCUUAACUUUCUACUCCCAAACAUUUUCAAUUCAGUUCAGAAUUUUGGGGAGUGGUUUAAUGCCCCCUUUGCGGAUCGCGGCGAUGUUUCUCUUACAGAUGAAGAACAACUCUUGAUUAUUCGUCGUCUCCAUCAUGUUAUAAGGCCAUUCAUCUUAAGGAGAAAAAAAGAUGAGGUGGAGAAAUACCUUCCUGGAAAAUCCCAGGUUAUACUCAAAUGUGAUCUGUCAGCAUGGCAGAAAGCAUACUAUCAGCAAGUAACAGAAAAAGGCAGGGUCGGGCUAGACAAUGGGUCUGGGAAAUCAAAGAGCCUCCAAAACUUGACAAUGCAAUUGAGGAAGUGUUGUAACCAUCCAUACCUCUUUGUGCCUAACUACAAUAUGUGGCAAAGAGAUGAGAUUAUCAGAGCAUCAGGGAAAUUUGAGCUCCUUGAUCGGUUACUCCCAAAGCUUCAGAGAACUGGCCAUCGAGUCCUGCUUUUCUCCCAAAUGACUCAUCUGAUGGACAUUCUUGAAAUAUAUCUGAGACUCAAUAAUUUCAUGUAUCUUAGACUUGAUGGCUCAACAAAAACCGAGGAAAGAGGUGCUUUGCUGAAGAAGUUCAAUGCUCCAGACUCUCCUUAUUUUAUGUUUCUUUUAAGCACUCGUGCUGGAGGUCUUGGGCUGAACUUGCAGACAGCAGACACUGUAAUAAUUUUUGAUAGUGACUGGAACCCCCAAAUGGACCAACAGGCAGAGGAUCGAGCCCAUCGUAUAGGCCAGAAGAAGGAAGUUAGGGUUUUUGUGCUGGUUAGUGUUGGAUCAAUUGAAGAGGUCAUUUUAGAGCGUGCAAAGCAGAAGAUGGGUAUUGACGCCAAGGUCAUCCAGGCUGGACUGUUUAAUACAACUUCCACAGCCCAGGACAGAAAAGAAAUGCUGGAAGAAAUCAUGCGUAGAGGAACAAGCUCACUUGGAACAGACGUUCCAAGUGAAAGAGAAAUCAAUAGACUUGCAGCUCGUUCGGAUGAGGAGUUCCGUCUGUUUGAGCAAAUGGAUGAGGAAAGAAGACUAAAGGAGAACUAUAGGUCUCGUCUCAUGGAAGAUCGCGAGGUACCUGAGUGGGUAUAUGAACUUAAUAAUGAUGAAAGGAAAGCCAAAGGUUUAGAAAAUAGCAAUAAUGUCGAAUUAGGGAAGCGAAAAAGAAAGGGAGGGAACUAUUAUCCUGAUACAAUGAGUGACUUACAGUUUAUGAGGGCUGUGGAAAACGCAGAAGACGUGAUGAAAUUAUCAAGUAAAAAGAAGAGAAAAGACCAUCUGCCUCCUGAGGGUAAUGAAUCAGCUGGUAAUAAUGUAGGAGUAGAGAAAAAGGUAGUCGAAUUUAGGAAUGAGAAUAUGCCAGCUUUAAGCGAGGGAACAAGUGAAGAUACCUACGGUUCAGGUCCAAAGAGACCCAAGUCCAAUGGGGAAAUGGCAGAGAAUCCCAGAUAUCAUGCUGUUGGAGGAAGCUCGUGGAAUGACGGAAUAAUUACAUGGUAUACUCACAAGAAGAAGAGGUCAAGCUAUGUUGUCCCAACUUCAUCAUCGGAUUCUAGAGGGCAGAAUUCCAGCGGAAGAGGAAAUGGAUGGGUUUGAUAUAAAUUUCCUGAGCUCAGUAUGAUUUAUCCCAUGAAAUUACUCUGCUACUAUUAUGUAUCUACUGUACAAGUUUAUGAGAAGUUUUAAUUUUGCCCUCACUAAAUUCAGUUAAAAAAAAUAUUAUCAUCGUCCCAAAUUGUCAAUUUUU